GCCAUGCGGCGGACGAGCAGGAGCUUGUGAGAGGGUCGCCCUGCGGCUGUCGAGGCGCCAGGGAGAGGCAGCGAGGGCCCUUCCCGCUCUGUCCGGAGCUGCGGAGCCGGCGGGGUUUCUGCCACGGAGGGCAUUUGUUUGCCCCUUCCAUCUGAUCCUGGACUACAUUGCACAGAAGAGCAAGUGCAGGCAGAUGCCCUUUCUCCUUGUUUCUGUCACUGCUUGCUUACUUGGAGAAGAUAGACAUGUGGGUCAUUAAAACAAGAAGCAGCACAACCAGGGGACUCUAUAGUUGGUAGUGGAACUCCUGCAGAAGCGUGGGCCUCAGGGAUGCUGACUAAAACUGACUCUUGGUCCAACCUUGACGAUGUAUACAACUGAAAUAAUAGCUCAGGAUAGUAUUGGAUACACUGAAGUUCUCCUUCAAUGAAUAUCUUCAGUAAGAUGGCUCUGUUGAUGCGACAUAUAUCCAGAUGCUGUCCUUUGCUAAAGCUGUGCAGCACUGUGAACAAUACAGAACAACUUAGAAAAAUAUCUAUCAAUGUAUGGAUGUUGUCUCUUGAACAAUUGCAGUUUCGAUUGCUUGGUUCUUACGUUCAUCAGACAGUGUUAAACAACACUAGGAAUUUUUAUUUUUAUAAGCAUAUACAGUUCUUCAGUUCAAGUACUGAACAGAAUCAAAGUCCAGAAGAUGAUUCACUUUCUUUAGCUGAUAAAACAGAAAUAACAUCUAGUUCAGAUACCAAAGAAUUAGAUGAAAGUUUGGAAGAUGUAUCUCCUUCAUCUGCCUUGGAGGUAAUUUCAGAAGAUGAAGCACUUCAGAUCUUAGCAAAGCCACCACUUCCUUUUGAAUCCUUUACACUUCAAGAUUAUGUUGAUCACUCAGAAACACUGCAGAAGUUGGUGCUUCUAGGAGUUGAUUUGUCCAAGGUGGAAACCCGUUCAAAUGCAGGCCAAUUACUUCUCCAACUGGACUUUGAGAAAGACAUAAGAAAGAUCCUUCUAUUUCUUAAGGAUGUUGGUCUGGAUGAUAAGCAGCUUGGGCCAUUUCUCACCAAAAACCCUUACAUUCUUGGAGAAGAUUUGGAAAAUCUAGAAACAAGAAUUGCUUAUCUAAUAUCAAAAAAAUUCAGCAAGGAAGCAAUUACAAAAAUGGUCUCAGGAGCUCCAUAUUUACUCCUCUUUUCUGUUGAAAGACUGGAUAACAGACUGGGCUUCUUCCAAAAGGAACUUGGCCUAAAUCCACAAAAGACCAGAGAUCUAAUGACUCGUCUUCCAAGGUUACUGACUGGCACUCUUGAAGGGAUAAAAGAGAAUUUGAAGGUAUAUGAGAUUGAACUUGGAUUUAGCCAGAACGAAAUUCGGCACAUUGUACACAGAAUCCCUAAGAAUUUAAGUAUAAACAAAAGGAAACUAACACAGAUAUUUGAUUACUUGCACAAUGUAAUGGGCAUCCCCCACCAACUCAUGGUUCACUUUCCUCAGGUUUUUAAUUCAAAGCUGCUACGAAUCAAAGAAAGGCACAUGUUCCUUAAAUUCCUGGGGAGAGCACAAUAUGAUCCAGAGAAGCCCAACUAUAUUUCAUUGGAGAAACUUGUAUCUUUGCCCAAUGAGGUGUUUUGCACAGAAGUUGCUAAAGCAAAAGUAAAGGACUUUCAAACAUUUUUGAAAACAAUGUGAAAUAACAGUGAAGAAAGACUUUUUGUAAAAUAGUUCUGAUGGUGUUCUUUCUAGCUACAAGUGUGGAGGUAAAAAGUAUAACUCCUGAAACUUCUUUGGUGACUAAACAUUACAGCUAAUUGCGUAUUUUAAAAAUAUACAGCCUGGUUUAGAAAAGAAAGAGUACGCAACUGAUAUAUAGGUGGACAGAUUUCACCUCAGCACCAAGCUUAAAUAAAUGUACAGGGUAAAUAAAUGUUGCCACUUAUGAUAGACACCAUAAACCAGUCAGAAAGAAAAUUCUUGACUUCUAUUUCAAGGCUCAUUCUACUUAUUAUCUAUGCAUUAACAUAGGCCAAACCCAGUGUUGCUUGGGCUACAUUAAUGUAAAGGUGAUUAUAAGAGAUUAUCAGGUUCUUAGAUUUACUGCAGACCAUUGCUAAUGGAUUAAUAUUACCACAUCCUAUCUGUUGCAGUUAGCAUCUGCAACCAUGGCCAUAUCAAGGCAACAGCCUGGGUAUCCACAAUUAAGAGACCAUUUUAGGGGCUGUGAUUUUUUAAAAUAGGGCUCCAGUUUCAUUGUACAAUCCCAAAAUUUGUUCUGUAGUGCAUUCCAAGGGCCAAUACAAAAAUCUUUGGUUUCACUCUUAAAAAUGCACUUCCUGUCUGCUCGAGAAAGUCUUAUAAAUAUAUAGAAAAAACCAGCUGGCCUUUCUGGCAGCAAAAGAGCUCUUGAUUUCAACAAAUACAGGACUGAGCUGCUAGUAUGAUUCUCUGGGGCAUUGUAUUACUCAGUGUGUGGCUAAGAGAGGAGUCAAUCAUUGCAGUGCCAACAUAGGAUAAACUGAGGUCUUGUCUGCUUUAUCAGCAGACCAAUAUAAUGGUGCAACAGCAUGGACAGAAUCAUUAGGCUGAGACGAGUUGCUUUCUCUAGGAGUACAUUUGCAGUAAAUGCAACAAUUUACAGAACUCUUAGGACUGGGAACUACUUGCCAAUCUGCAGGGCAAAUCUAGGUGCAAAACUUAUCACCAACGUUUGGUAGUAAAUUAGGAUUAUAACUGACCUGCUACAGUGAGGUAGACCUGGUCUAGCUAUCUCAUGUAAAUACUGCUCCUGUUUCUGCUUGCAAUGCUGCACACUUCUCAGAAUGACAAUGGGGUAGGGUGUUUGUGUGUGUAUCCUCCAUGUGGCCUAUAUAAAAAAAUAUAUUUUAAUGAGAAAAGGCAAAGCCUCAUAAUGCUCCUAUCAUCAUCUGGCUCAAGACAAUAACUUGCUUCUGUCUGACUGAAAGACCUCUUGGAUGCUUCCAGAAUUUCUUGAGCACUUCCGCUAGUCCCAAGCUGCAUGGGUAGGGGUAGUUCCUUUAACUGGGAUGUGAAGGUGCUGUUCUUCUUGUUGGAUACAUAUGUUAGAGCUCUGCCAUUGCAGAAUCAAAACCCCUGCCUUCCACUCUGAUUGGUUACAGUCCUUCUAGGAGGAUCACUUACUAGAUGCAAACUAGAGAGGUUUUCACUGCUUCUAUACUUCAUAUAAAAUACCUAACUAUUUCACAUGUUGUAGUUUUGGAGGAAUUGGAAGGAGAUAAGAGACUUUACAAUUGGGUUGGGAAUUGCAAGUUAAAUCGGUUCACACAUUCAGACUUAAUAAUUUAAAUAGCUGUGAAGGUUAACAUAUAGAGAACAGAGAGUGUUAAUAUUCAGAUGGGGUAUUAAUGUGCUUAUGGAAUGCAAUGGGAAAAUAUUUCAAAUGUUUCUUAAAGGGUUUGCUUUCCUCUUUUUCAUAUUAGUGUUGGCUCAAAUGAAGAAAGGCAAUGGAUAAGGCCCCAUAAGAGCCGUGUGUUUUUUCAGUAUGCUUCAUAGCUCCAUGAGGAAAUGUUUGCCAGCAUUCACCUUAAUUAUAAUGUGUGGUAUGACCUUGGGCCUUUUUCAGGUGCUCUUAUUGGGAGUUUAUUAAUAUGUGGGAUGUAGAACACCACUCCUAUUUCAGGCACUCAACCCCUGGUGUUAGAGGUGUAUUAUUGGCAUUGAAAAUUCACCCCACCUUCAUUCUUGCCUGGUGUUACUAAAGUUUUGUAUAACAGCAUAUGAAAAAAUAAGAUACUAGAUUUUUAAAAUUACAAUACAGUUCCAUCUUCAAUUUAUAAGUUUUCUUUUUAAUUAUAUUCCAUUUCUUUAGAAAUGGCUACAUAGGCUUGAAUCCUAAGUUAAUUCAAUGAAGUUCAUAGAAGGAAGGUUUCAUUUCCCCCUCUUCAUUCCUUCAGUACCUUAUAUUCUAAAAAGCCAUUCUCAUAUGAUCACUGGACUCUCCUGAACAGGAUGUGUAUUGUGUGAGAGGUUUGGGAAGAAGGAACUGCCAAAAAUUGAGUGAACCUAUGUAGCCUGAGGUUAAUUCACUUCUCUCCCAGCAAUCCUCUAUUACCAGACCUAUCCUACAUAGUUCAAGUUCCCUAAUUGACCUGGAGAGGCUUUUGGGAGAUGGGGAUUGCAGAGAGGAUGGGUCAGAAGACUUUCUUUGUAUUAACUUUCUCAAAUUAAUUUAGUUAACUUAGAAUGCAAGGCAUGAUUUAAAAAAACAAAACAAAGCCCAAGCCAGUGCUGUGUGUGGGGAACCUUGUUCUUUGUGUCCUGGAUUCCAGGACUUGCUUUCAGGCUUCAAUUAUAGUUGGAAAUCUUUUGCUGUAUUUUGAAUAAAUUUACUGUUUGACAACA
Varanus komodoensis (Komodo dragon) is the source of this 4368-nucleotide messenger RNA. RefSeq names its product mitochondrial transcription termination factor 3 (gene MTERF3). The record is from RefSeq and is a predicted model, not a curated record. Bases 427 to 1680 code for a protein of 417 amino acids. Gene Ontology annotation, molecular function: double-stranded DNA binding. NCBI's taxonomy places the organism in Eukaryota, Metazoa, Chordata, Lepidosauria, Squamata, Varanidae. The transcript has 9 exons. Gene Ontology annotation, biological process: mitochondrial ribosome assembly; regulation of DNA-templated transcription. Gene Ontology annotation, cellular component: mitochondrion.